UCAUUGAAAAUGUCGACAAAAAUCACCGCCAAUGCUGAUAGUAACAGUAGCAGCACGUCUAGUAGUCCAGCUACAACAGCUUCGGCAUCGGCAAAUACUAAUGGUACUACUACACCAGCCAGGCGACUUCGAGCAAGAACAUCGACCGGUGGUAAUGUAAGUGGCAGUGAAUCUGCUCAGAAGAAACAAGGACUAAAUUCAGAUACAAGUGCUGGACCGACGGUAAGCAGCAAUGAAGAAAAAUCUAGUGCCAGCAAAAAAUACCACAGUAGCUGUCCCCAGCCGACUAGCUCCGGACGGAAGGAAAAGAACCAUUCUCAGCCGCAUAGUUCGAGUACAUUCAAUAUGAAUAAAACUGAAGAAUUUCAUUUUGAUACACCACAUGAGUGUCCAGUUUUCCGACCUACUCCGGAGGAAUUUAAAAAUCCCUUGGCUUAUAUAAGUAAGAUACGUCCAAUAGCUGAGAAAUGUGGUAUUGCAAAAAUCUUGCCACCAGAAUCUUGGUCUCCACCAUUCGCCGUCGAUGUGGAUAAACUCAAGUUUACUCCUCGUGUUCAGCGUCUAAAUGAGCUCGAGGCAAAAACACGUGUAAAAUUGAAUUUUUUGGACCAGAUAGCAAAGUUUUGGGAACUGCAAGGCUCUUCUCUAAAGAUUCCCAUGGUCGAAAGGAAGGCAUUAGAUUUGUACACGUUACACCGCAUGGUCCAGGAAGAAGGUGGCAUGGAACAAACAACCAGGGAACGGAAAUGGGCCAAAGUAGCUAACCGAAUGUCAUACCCAUCGAGCAAAAGCGUUGGUGCCACAUUAAAAGCGCACUACGAGCGCAUACUUCAUCCGUUUGAAGUGUAUACAUCGGGAAAAGUUCUUGGCCAAUCUGUAACUGGUUCAUCUACAGCAGCCGACGUGAAGAUGGAAGAUGGUACGGAUUAUAAAGCUCAUGAAAUUCCAACUCGCCAGCAGAUAGCACCACCCAAUGAAAACAAUGCCAGGCGCUCUAAACGUUUCGCCAAUUCAAAUGCCAGUUGUGGACUCGGAUCCAAUCGGACAUCAGUUAAAACUGAAACAAAAGAAGAUUUUAAACGAGACCUAAUGAACUGCUUCAAUGCCUCGGCAGCUUCAGCAGUAGGUCGUUCAAACGCAGGAAAUGGAGUUUCUGCCCAGAAAAAGGCUCCCGAUCCCAAUGCAGCUGUGGAUCCUCUUAUGAAAUACAUUUGUCACAUCUGCAAUCGAGGAGAUGUGGAGGAAUCCAUGCUCCUUUGUGACGGCUGUGAUGAUUCAUAUCAUACAUUCUGCCUAUUGCCGCCUCUAUCGAGCAUACCAAAAGGAGAAUGGCUUUGUCCACGUUGCGUUGUUGAGGAAGUAAGUAAACCCACUGAGGCGUUUGGAUUCGAACAGGCAGAACGAGAAUAUACACUACAGCAAUUUGGACAAAUGGCCGAUCAGUUCAAAAUGGACUAUUUUCGAAAGCCCGUCCAUUUGGUUCCCACGGAUUUGGUGGAACGCGAAUUUUGGCGCAUUGUGUCUUCAAUUGACGAAGAUGUUACAGUUGAAUAUGGAGCCGACCUGCAUACAAUGGAUCACGGUUCCGGAUUUCCCACAAAAAGCUCAUUGUAUUUGUUGCCAGGUGAUCAGGAAUAUGCCGAAUCUAGUUGGAACUUAAACAAUUUGCCACUGCUCGAAGAUUCAAUUCUCGGUCAUAUUAACGCGGACAUAAGUGGAAUGAAUGCUCCGUGGAUGUAUGUGGGAAUGUGCUUUGCAGCAUUCUGUUGGCAUAACGAAGAUCACUGGAGCUAUUCGAUAAACUAUUUGCAUUGGGGCGAGCCAAAGACAUGGUACGGAGUGCCUGGUAGUUGUGCAGAACAAUUCGAAGAAACUAUGAAACAAGCGGCCCCCGAAUUGUUUGCAUCGCAGCCAGACUUGCUUCACCAAUUGGUUACAAUAAUGAAUCCCAAUAUAUUGAUGAAUAACCGUGUUCCGGUGUACCGGACAGAUCAAAAUGCCGGAGAGUUUGUGAUAACGUUUCCCCGCGCCUACCACGCUGGUUUUAAUCAAGGCUACAACUUUGCGGAAGCUGUCAACUUUGCACCCGCAGAUUGGCUAAAGAUGGGGCGUGAAUGCAUCAACCACUAUUCAAUGUUGCGCAGGUUUUGUGUGUUUUCCCACGAUGAGUUGGUCUGUAAGAUGGCACUGGAGCCUGCAAAACUUACAUUUGGCAUAGCCACCGCUUGCUACAUAGAUAUGGCGGAGAUGGUGGAUUCGGAAAAGAAGUUACGCAAAUCCCUACUUGAAUGGGGAGUCACACGUGCCGAACGUAAAGCCUUUGAGCUCAUUCCUGAUGAUGAACGCCAUUGCCAAGAGUGCAAUACCACUUGCUUCCUUUCUGCUGUGUCAUGUGAAUGCACAAAAGGGAUCGUGUGUCUGCGACAUUACACUGUUUUGUGUACUUGUCCUCCCGAAAAACAUACACUUUUGUAUCGCUAUACACUGGACGAAAUGCCAUUAAUGCUGCAAAAAUUAAAAUCGAAAGCUCAAAGCUUCGAGAGGUGGCUGUCCCGUUGCCGGGAUAUCGUGGAUGCAAACACUCCGACGUCAGUAACCCUGCAGGAGUUGCAAGAACUCUGCAAAGAAGCGGAAGUCAAGAAAUUUCCAUCAUCCCUACUUAUUGAUCGCCUAAACGCCGCCGUGUUAGAAGCAGAGAAGUGUGUGACGGUUAUCCAGCAAUUGGGAAUUAAUAAAGUUCGAACACGUUCGGAUAAUAAUUUAGAAGCAGCGCAGUACAAAUUAACCAUGGAGGAGCUUGAGCUUUUUGUGCAAGAAAUCGAUAAUCUCUGCUGCACAAUAGACGAAGGUGCCUCAGUUCGUGAGUUGCUGGUUUUGGGUAAAAACUUUUUGGAGCGUACUUCUGAGAUUUUGAAAGUACCUCUAGAAUCUGUGGAGGAGUCCGAGUUGGAAGCAAUAAUUGGGGAAGGGAAUUCCUUACGCAUAGAGCUACCUCAGAUUCAACAAUUAAACAUGCGACUCCGACAACUUAAAUGGUACAGGCGUUCACAGGGACUUCGUGCAGGAAGUGGUAAACUUACCUACGAAGAUAUAAAAGCAUUACUGAACGUGGCCGAAAUUGAACCUACCGAACCUGUUAUAGAUAAGGAGAUUAGAAAGUUGCAGGAAAUAGGUGCCUCGAUCGAAGCUUGGGAAUGUCAAGCAAACAAGUAUUUCAAUUGCAAUAUACAGCGACACGAGUUGGACGAAAUUGAACAAUUUCUGAAGACUGCUUCCGAGAUUGAGGGCCAAGUCCCAUCGUACGGUGUUCUGAAGGACGGACUGAAGAAGGCAAAAGAUUGGCUACGGUCUGUAGAGCAGUUACAAGCCAACGAUCACUUUCCAUAUUGUCACACACUCGAAGCCAUUGUUGCUCGGGGUUCCACUAUUCCCAUAAAACUGGAAGAGCUUCUGCGCAUGCAGGGACAUCUAAAGAGUGCACAUGACUGGAAGGAAAAUACAGAGAGAGCAUUCUUGAAAAGAAAUACGUUUUACACAUUACUGGAAGUGCUUAUGCCCAGGUCAGAGCCAGUUAUAAUCGAUUGUGAUCUAAAGAAACCAUUUGAAGAUAAUUUCGUGAAAGAAAUGAACCCAGCUCAAAUUGUUGAUUCCUUCAAAUCAGCAGAAGAGAAGGAAUUGCGUGACAUGAGAGAACUGAGAAGACUUAACAUGAACAAAAAACCAACCCGUGACGAAUAUUGCCUUUGCAAAUCAUCCUUUCAGGGUGUUAUGUUUAAUUGUCAAUUAUGUAGAGAUUGGUUUCACGAGGACUGUGUUCCACCGCCGGCCGCCCGUGUCUUUUGCCAAGCAGAAGAAGGUCAGAGACCGAAAUGGUUAUGUCCAUCGUGUGUACGCUCUAAAAGACCUCGGCUUGAGACAAUUUUACCACUGCUGGUAUCUUUGCAAACUCUCCCCAUACGUUUACCAGAGGACGAAGCUCUGCGCUGUCUCGCAGAAAGGGCCAUGAACUGGCAAGACCGAGCACGUAAAGCCCUGGCCUGUCCUGAUGUAGUAGCUGCCAUAGAGGUUAUUACAUCUGCUUCCCAACCACGCUGUAAACAGAAGAAACGUAAGACGGGAAAAUUGGCCGGCGCAGAUCGCAAACAAAGACGAAGUAGUCAACGAAAUUCAAAGGACGACGGUUCGGACAAUGCCGACUCGGAUGACGAGUACCGUCUUCAUAUUGUCGAGGAGAAUUUCAGCAACGACGACGAAGAAGAAGAAUCACUUCAAAUUGACGAUGCCGCAAACUCGAAUAAUGGACACCGCUUCCAAAAAUUAUUGUCAGACAGUGAAACCGACAACUUGGAUGAACUUAUGAUGGAAGGUGACCUUCUAGAAGUAUCACUCGAUGAAUCGCAAGAGCUUUGGCGUGUACUAUCGGCAGUUCAACCUUCCAGUAACUCGGAAGCAGCUAUUUUGGUGGAGCAGCAUCAAUCUAUGUUAAAACAACAAAAUCAUAACCAACCCAAACCGCCUUCCAGUGUCAAUUCCGCAGCGGAAGAUUCCAACGAUAGUCUGCUUGUACAGAGUAGUCCCAAUAGUACCAGUAACAGUGGUAAUGGACGAAAUUCUAGCACCUCUGUAAAGAAGCGACGGUCUCUUGACCCAGCAACAGGAUGUCCGGUUCCACGAAAAAAAAUUGUCACCCCAAGCAAACAAUCGGUGUCUGCCUCCAAUAAUACGUCAGCUAAAAAAUCCGCCAGAAAAUCCGAUGCCACUUCAAAGAUGUCUGAAGAAAAUUCUGAAAACUUUACGCCCACCAAACAAGCAAAUGGUGGUUCGCAAUCAAAUAGCUUAGCUCCCGGUUCACAGAAAAAGCACAGAAAACGGGUAGGAAAUAACAAUACAAGCAACAACAGUUCGGGAUCUGCAAGUCAAAAGAAAAACUCUCAAAGAUCACAAACUGUCCAGCAAGAGGACGACGAGGAAGAGUGCCGUGCGGAAAAUUGUCACAAACCAACAGGUCGCGAAGUGGACUGGGUUCAGUGUGACGGUGGUUGCAAUGAAUGGUUCCAUAUGUACUGUGUCGGUCUUAACCGUAGCCAAAUCAAAGCAGAUGACGAUUACAUCUGCAUUCGCUGUUCCAAAAAUAUGAAUGCCGCAGUUACCAGCGGUAUAACAUCAUCAAAUACAACAACAAACCAGAGAGGUAGAUCGCAGACGGCGCGAUAAGAGGAUUAAUGUACCAUGUAUACAUAGUAAAUAUUAGAUCGAUAUUAAAUGAAUUUUUGUUGUGUGCUGCA
Molecule: messenger RNA, 5285 nt
Organism: Musca vetustissima
Lineage: Eukaryota; Metazoa; Arthropoda; Insecta; Diptera; Muscidae
Gene: Kdm5
Product: lysine-specific demethylase 5
Exons: 3
Coding region: 10-5214 (1734 amino acids)
Biological process (GO): chromatin remodeling
Cellular component (GO): nucleus
Molecular function (GO): DNA binding; histone demethylase activity
Source: RefSeq, a predicted model, not a curated record